CAACAAUGGUUAGUUUUGACUGUGCUUAUUUGUGCUAUAAAAUAUCGAUCCUAAUUGGCAGUUAUUUGGGCUUUUAUAUCUGCCGACCUCCGUUUUUGAACUGUAGUCACUAAAUGUAGGGGUUCUGGCCUGAGAAGGCCCAUGCAUUCCUUCAAUUGGAUGGGGAGCAGGGACAGUGUCACCGGCGAUCUCGAAACUAGGAGGGAAUGUUGACCAGGGAGCACCGCUGCGGCCGAUCAGAGGAGCAGGAACCGGAGCCCGGGCUGAAUCCGAAAAAAGCCGGAUCCGGACGGUGGCUCCGGAACGGCUGUAAGUGGAAGAUGGAGGAGCCGGAGGAACCGGCGGACGGUGGGCAGUCGCUGCCCCCGGUUUACAUUUACAGUCCCGAGUAUGUUAGCAUGUGCGACUCCCUGGCCAAAGUCCCCAAACGGGCCAGUAUGGUACAUUCCUUGAUUGAAGCAUAUGCACUGCAUAAGCAAAUGAGGAUAGUUAAGCCCAAAGUGGCCUCCAUGGAGGAGAUGGCCACUUUCCACACCGAUGCCUAUCUGCAGCAUCUCCAGGAGGUCAGCCAAGAAGGAGAUGAUGAUCAUCCAGACUCCAUAGAAUAUGGACUAGGUUAUGACUGCCCAGCCACUGAAGGAAUAUUUGACUAUGCAGCAGCUGUAGGAGGGGCUACAAUCACAGCUGCCCAGUGCCUGAUUGAUGGAAUGUGCAAAGUAGCGAUCAACUGGUCCGGAGGGUGGCAUCAUGCAAAGAAAGAUGAAGCAUCUGGUUUUUGUUAUCUCAAUGAUGCUGUCCUGGGAAUAUUACGAUUACGACGGAAAUUUGACCGUAUUCUCUAUGUGGAUUUGGAUCUGCACCACGGAGAUGGUGUAGAAGAUGCCUUCAGUUUCACCUCCAAAGUCAUGACGGUGUCCCUGCACAAAUUCUCCCCAGGAUUUUUCCCAGGAACAGGUGAUGUGUCUGAUGUCGGCCUAGGGAAGGGACGGUACUACAGUGUAAAUGUGCCCAUUCAGGAUGGCAUACAGGAUGAGAAGUAUUACCACAUCUGCGAAAGUGUACUAAAGGAGGUGUACAUAGCCUUUAAUCCCAAAGCAGUGGUCUUACAGCUGGGAGCUGAUACAAUAGCUGGGGAUCCCAUGUGCUCCUUUAACAUGACUCCAGUGGGAAUUGGCAAGUGUCUUAAGUACAUCCUUCAGUGGCAAUUGGCAACGCUCAUUUUGGGAGGAGGAGGCUAUAACCUUGCCAACACGGCUCGAUGCUGGACAUACUUGACCGGGGUCAUCCUAGGGAAAACACUAUCCUCUGAGAUCCCAGAUCAUGAGUUUUUCACAGCAUAUGGUCCUGAUUAUGUGCUGGAAAUCACGCCAAGCUGCCGGCCAGACCGCAAUGAGCCCCACCGAGUCCAGCAAAUCCUCAACUACAUCAAAGGGGACACGGGUUCGAGCCCCGGUCUGGGAAGAUCCCACAUGCCACGGAGCAACUGGGCCCGUGAGCCACAAUUACUGAGCCUGCGCGUCUGGAGCCUGUGCUCCGCAACAAGAGAGGCCCGCGCACCGCGAUGAAGAGUGGUCCCCACUCGCCGCAACUGGAGAAAGCCCUCGCACAGAAACGAAGACUCAACACAGUCAUAAAUAAAUAAAUAAAAGAACGUGAAUUUCUAAAAAAAAAAAAAAAAAAGAUACCUCUCAAAAUACUUUAAAAAAAAAAAGUCGUUUUGGCACCCACAUUCCUGUUUAAUUGAAUGUGUGUACGUGUGCAUAUUUUUUUGGAUCCUAAUUAUUUGCAAAGUUAAGAGGCCAAAGGUAUCACAUUGCCUAUCCUGGAGAGUGAAAUUCCCAUGUUUAUUCAUCUAACAACCAAGAUAGCACCAGUUCUCCUAACUUUGACUCCCUCACUGGAAUAGAAUCUAGCAUGAAAGGGAGGCCUAUUCUGCGUCAGAGUUAGUCUGAGGGAACACGUUGUAUCCUGGGGGUCUUUGCCGAGGGUGAUAUUAAGGCCCCGUCCUCUAGUACAGCCAAGUCUGUGACAACAGCUGAGUCCAUACGCAGGGACUCCACAUCCCAGGCUCCUUUGACCAGAGAAAAGUUUCUAAGCUCAAGAGUCAUAGACUUGGGCUUCCCUGGUGGCGCAGUGGUUGAGAGUCUGCCUGCCAAUGCAGGGGACACAGGUUCGAGCCCUGGUCUGGGAAGAUCCCACAUACCGCAGAGCAGCUGGGCCUGUGAGCCACAGUUACUGAGCCUGCGCGUCUGGAGGCUAUGGUCCGCAACAAGUGAGGCCACGAUAGUGAGAGGCCCGCGCACCGCGAUGAAGAGUGGCCCCCACUUGCCGCAACUAGAGGAAGCCCUCGCACAGAAACGAAGACCCAACACAGCCAUAAAUAAAUAAAUUAAAUAAAUUUUUUAAAAAAAGAGUCAUAGACUCAUAAGGUUGUGCUCAUAGCAGUGCUUAUUGCCCCUCUCAGGUGUCCCACAUCCCUCAGCCUUUCCCUGACCCUGUAGUUUCAAGCCACCUCCCUCUGGCCUCUCAAUGGCUACCAGCCUCAGAAGUCCUCACUUCCUAACCAAACCCUCCUCCCUCCUCCAACCUUUUUAAGGACUUUAAAAUCCUUCUUUUCCUGGCCCUUCUUCAGCCCUUCUCACUGCGCUGCAGCCCCGAUUAACACUCGUGCUCCUACCCUAGUUUCCUACUGCUCUUCUCAGAUCCUGGACCAACUUCUCUUACCCCUUUUCCUUCUACCUUGCCAUUUUCCCCUCAUCCAGUCUCUAAAUCCUGGUAAAGCACAGACAAAGCAAUAGAAACAGAGAAACUAAACAAGGCUCUGCAGCUACUUGCUCACACCUAGGUAUGUGCAGAUAUCUGUAUGCCCUCAUGCUUUCCUGCACACAUACCCAGGCACUUAUCUCCAGAGACUGGUGACACCUUGCUACUGAGGAAAUGGAAAUGACAAGUGAGAGAAGACGUAAGGAAGGUAAUUCAAAGGGAAGAGAACUAGGAAAGGUAAGAAACCCAAAAGAGGAAUAAAUUUUGAAAAGACUUGAGAUAAAAGAUUAGUUUGAUAAAUCCACACACAUAUGGUCAACUUAUCUUUGGUAAAGGAGGCAAGCAUAUACAGUGGAGAAAAGACAGCCUCUUCAAUAAGUGGUGCUGGGAAAAUUGGACAGGAACAUGUAAAAGUAUGAGAUUAGAACACUCCCUGACACCAUGCACAAAAAUAAACUCAAAAUGGAUUAAAGACCUAAGUGUAAGGGCAGACACUAUCAAACUCUUAGAGGAAAACAUAGGCAGAACACUCUAUGACAUACAUCACAGCAAGAUUCUUUUUGACCCAGCUCCCAGAGAAAUGGAAAUAAGAACACAAAUAAACAAAUGGGACCUAAUGAAACUUAAAAGCUUUUGCACAGCAAAGGAAACCAUAAACAAGACCAAAAGACAACCCUCAGAAUGGGAGAAAAUAUUUGCAAAUGAAGCAACUGACAAAGGAUUAA
Molecule: messenger RNA, 3488 nt
Organism: Balaenoptera acutorostrata (minke whale)
Lineage: Eukaryota; Metazoa; Chordata; Mammalia; Artiodactyla; Balaenopteridae
Gene: HDAC8
Product: histone deacetylase 8
Exons: 11
Coding region: 207-1565 (452 amino acids)
Molecular function (GO): histone deacetylase activity
Source: RefSeq, a predicted model, not a curated record